UGUUAACCACGAGCGAAACCGAGUCUUCAUCUAUUCGAACAUGAUUAAUUAGACACUAAUUCAGUUUUUGUUGUUCUUAAACCAUUAUCUCCAAUUCUUUUUACAAGGUUGAUAAUGAAGAAAGGCGUGAUUCUAUUGGCACUCAUCCUUUCAAUAAGGGGACAGACAAUGCCAAGUAAUUCACCUUUCUUGCAAUCCUUCGGUCGCUGUCGUGUAGUCGAUACGGUCGAAGUGGACCGAUGCACGUGGCCGGGGAAGAGAUACAGCAACGUGAUAUCCGACAACGUCGCUACGCAUGAAAAUUUCGCCACAAGAUUCCUCGACCCCCAGGACAGUACGAUUCUUCCGACAACCACCUUGUCCUGCUAUCCGAAUGGUACAGUGGUAAAUGUGACUUCAGCAGGAACGUUUGUUAAGAAAGGCGUAUAUACCUUCAGCGCAAAUAUUACUGAUGAUGAACCAAUAGAUUUUUAUGUGUUCUUCAUGUACUACAAUCCCAAUACAACUUUAAGUUGUCAAUUUGUCUGUUCCUACGAUCCUCGUAUCAGCGAUAUCGAAGGCGACCGCAAUGGGUUCUUUCACUGUUUGAGUGAACAUCCCUGUGCUAGAGAAAGUGACGCUCAGCUGAUAAAAGGAAUUGCCAAGAAGAACAAUUUUGACCUCCACAGAUUAGUAAUACCUAAUUAUGCCAACUGUCCGAUCGUCCCUCCGGAGACCAGAUGUAAAAAUUAUACCACGAAAGAAUAUUUCAAUUUGGAUUGCUGACUUGCUGACACAUUAAGUCAAUUAAAGUAAUCAACACAAUCAUGUCAACUUACCACAAACAACAUAAAGUCAAUUUUACAAGUUAAUUUAUUCUUAAUAUGUUAUAAAACCCAUUAUUAAUACGUGUUUGAUAUAAUAGUAAAAAUAUUACGAAAUGUUAAGAACACUUAUGCAAAAUAUUAUGUUAUAUGCUUAUUAGCAAUGAGAAUUACUUAAUUUAUUUCCCACGUCAGUUUAUUUUAAAAUAAUUCAUUUUACGAAAAGCAUGGAAUUCUCUUGUCUUGUUAUUUGUGAUCAGUGAGUACGAGUUAUAUUCUCUAUAUUUUUGUCAUAUUCUACACUCUCUAGAAAAUACUUCUUAGUUAAUGUUCCUCUUGGAUGGGUUCCAUUCCCAAAGUCUGUGCCAUAAUACAGUAAAUACAGUAUAUUUACUCGUUCUAAAUUUCACAUGUCUUCUUAAUGUAAAUUACACAUUCUUUUGUAUUACAUACAAAUUUGACUCUUUCAAAAUCCAGAGAUACACUAAAAUUCAUUUAUUUUCAAAAAAUACGUACAAUUUUGUAAUUGUGAAGCUAAACUCUUGUGUCAUUUUAUGAUGUUUCUUAUAUGACUUUACGGUUGUCAUGCAGGUCUAGAUUUGUUUUUAAGAGAGUAAAGUGUUUCUAAAUGUGGUUAUUUUACUCAAAUGGUUAUUUUAUUCGAAUUAUUCAUCGAACUCACACAUUUUGGGAGUUGGGUUACUCCACUAUAGUACUUUAAUAUCGAAUUGUGUCUCUUUUACUUUAUUCGAUUUCCUUAUCUUUAUUAGUGAUUAUGGAAAGUUAUAGUACUAUUGUUACUGGAAAAUAAAUAUUUUCACUCCA
Homalodisca vitripennis (glassy-winged sharpshooter) is the source of this 1628-nucleotide messenger RNA. RefSeq lists its product as uncharacterized. The record is from RefSeq and is a predicted model, not a curated record. The transcript has 6 exons. NCBI's taxonomy places the organism in Eukaryota, Metazoa, Arthropoda, Insecta, Hemiptera, Cicadellidae. Bases 115 to 765 code for a protein of 216 amino acids.